UCAGUGACCUUUGAAGAUGUGGCUGUAAACUUCACCCAGGAGGAGUGGGCUUUGCUGGGUCCGUUACAGAAGAAUCUCUAUAGAGAUGUGAUGCUGGAAACUAUUAGAAAUCUAGAUUGUAUAGGAGUGAAAUGGGAAGACCAGAACAUUGACGAUCAGCACAAAAAUCCCAAGAGAAAUCUAAGACGUCUUAUGGAAGGGAGAUCCUGUGACAAUAAACAAGGUAGUCAAUGUGGAGAAAACUUCAGCCAGCUACCUGAUACUAUUUUGAACGAGAAAACUUCUGGAGUAACACCAUGUGAAGGGAGUGUGUGUAGAAAAGACAUCAUGAGUUGUUCAUCUCUUAAUUGCUGCAACAGAAUUAACACUGGACACAGGCCAUGUGAGUAUCAGGAAUAUGGAGAGAAGCCAUCUACACAGAAACAAUGUGGGAAAGUCUUCAGUUACCACUGUUCCUUUCAAACCCGUGAAAGACCCCAUACUGGAAAGAAAUCCUAUGAUUGUAAGAAAUGUGGAAAAACCUUCUUUUCUCUUGGAAAUCUUCGAAGACACAUGGCAGAACACCAUGGAGAUGGGCCUUAUAAAUGUGAGUUCUGUGGGAAAGCCUUUGUUUGGCCCAGUUUAUUUCAAAUGCAUGAAAGAACUCACACUGGAGAGAAUCUGUAUGAAUGUAAACAGUGUUUUAAAGCCUUUCCUUUUUACAGUUCCUAUCUAAGACAUGAAAGAACACACACUGGAGAGAAAGCAUAUGAAUGUAAACAGUGUUCUAAAGCCUUCCCUGAUUACAGUUCCUAUCUAAGACAUGAAAGAACACACACUGGAGAGAAACCCUAUCAGUGUAAACAAUGUGGGAAAGCCUUCAGUUGUUCUUAUUAUACUCGAAUACAUGAAAGGACUCACACUGGAGAAAGACCCUAUGAAUGUAAGCAAUGUGGGAAAGCAUUUUAUCAUCCCAGAAGUUUUAAAAAGCACAUGAUAAUGCAUACUGGAGAUGGUCCUCAUAAAUGUAAAGUAUGUGGGAAAGGCUUUGAUUUUCCCAGCUCCGUUCGAAGUCAUGAGAAAACUCACACUGGAGAGAAACCCUAUGAGUGUAAGCUAUGUGGCAAAGCAUUAUCUCAUGGCUCAAGCUUUCGAAGACACAUGAUAACACAUACUGGAGAUGGACCUCAGAAGUGCAAGGUAUGUGGGAAGGUCUUUGUUUGGCCCAGUUUAUUUCAAAGACAUGAAAGGACGCACACUGGUGAGAAACCCUAUGAAUGUAAACAGUGUGGUAAAGCCUUCAGUAUUCCUGCUUCCCUGCGAAGACAUGAAACAACUCACACUGGAGACAAACCCUAUAAAUGUGAAUGUGGGAAGUCCUUUAUUGAUAUCUAUUCUUUUAGAAAUCAUGAAAGAACUCACACUGGAGAGAAGCCCUAUCAAUGUAAGGAGUGUGGGAAAGCGUUCUGUUCUUUCUCCACCUUCCGUCACCAUGAAAGGAGUCACACGGCAGGAAAUCCUUAUGAGUGUAAAACAUGUGGGAAAGCGUUCAGUCGCCACAGUUACUUAAAAAUACAUGAAAGGAAUCACACUGGAGAGAAGCCGUACGAAUGUAAGGUGUGUAGCAAAGCAUUCUUUUGGCCCUGUUUCCUUCUAAGACAUGAAAGGACUCAUACUGGAGAGAAACCCUAUGAGUGUAAACAGUGUGGGAAAGCCUUCAGUCGUUCCACUUUCCUUCGAGUACACGAAAGAACUCACACUGGAGAGAAGCCGUAUGAAUGUAAGGAAUGUGGGAAAGCCUUCAGUUUACUCAGUUCCUUUCAUAGACAUAAAAGGAUUCACUGGAGAGAUACUGUAUAA
Molecule: messenger RNA, 1839 nt
Organism: Carlito syrichta (Philippine tarsier)
Lineage: Eukaryota; Metazoa; Chordata; Mammalia; Primates; Tarsiidae
Product: zinc finger protein 823-like
Exons: 3
Coding region: 91-1839 (582 amino acids)
Biological process (GO): regulation of transcription by RNA polymerase II
Molecular function (GO): DNA-binding transcription factor activity, RNA polymerase II-specific; RNA polymerase II cis-regulatory region sequence-specific DNA binding
Source: RefSeq, a predicted model, not a curated record